This is a messenger RNA of Cotesia glomerata, 1621 nucleotides long. Its product is annotated as carboxypeptidase B-like. NCBI's taxonomy places the organism in Eukaryota, Metazoa, Arthropoda, Insecta, Hymenoptera, Braconidae. Gene Ontology annotation, biological process: proteolysis. Gene Ontology annotation, molecular function: metallocarboxypeptidase activity; zinc ion binding. The record is from RefSeq and is a predicted model, not a curated record. The coding region runs from base 30 to 1523 and encodes 497 amino acids. The transcript is spliced from 7 exons.
CUCUGAGAAUAGCCUCUUUUUCUUACAAAAUGAAGUUUGUUUGUUUAUGUAUUGUUAUUAUUUAUUCAGUACAAACAUCAUUCACACUUCCUCAAAGAUUUAAACGUGAUGCUAAUAUCACGGGAUUACGUGAACUUGAUGCCGUUCCUAUCGAAGCCAGUAGUGAAGUUGUGGAUACUGUUAUUGUCAAAGCUGUCGAAAUACCCGAAGAAAGGGUAACAUAUGAAGGCUCACAAUUGUGGAGAGUCCUUGCCGACAAUGAACAAUCUGAUUUUGUGUCUUAUCUUCAAGAUACUGGAGAAGUUACCAAGUGGACUGGAAAUGAUUCAACGGUUGAUGUUCUUGUUCGUCCUGAUAUGAUUCCACGUGUAUCGCGCUUUUUACGCGAACGUCAGGUAAAAUAUGAUGUGAUUAUACCAGACAUUCAACAAGCAAUAGAUCAAGAAAAUCCAUUGCCAUCACCUGAAGAACUAGAAGAGCUUGAAGGAAGAAAAGCUCGUUAUGCUUGGUGGAAGGAAGUCAAGUUACGACGUAAUUUAUAUUUGCGUCCUCGUGCUCCUCUUCAUUAUCCUGUAGCUAGUGUACAUGGUGAUGGAAAAGGCCUUUGGCAAUACAAGGGUCAUCGCAUGGAGUGGUCGAGCUAUCACCGGUUGGAAGAUAUUCACGGUUUUCUGGACUACCUUGCUGAUACAUUUCCCGAUCUUUGUUCGGUAAUGUCUAUCGGAAAUUCGGUUGAGGGCAGGCCUCUUAAGGUCUUACGAAUAAGUAAAGGCGAUCCAAACGUACCAGCUAUUUGGAUAGACGGCGGGAUUCACGCUCGUGAAUGGAUUUCUCCUGCAUCUGUGACGUAUAUUAUUAAUUAUUUGGUUGAAAAUAGCGAUGAACUUCAAGCUGAUUAUUAUAUUUUACCGGUUGUUAAUCCUGAUGGAUACGAGUAUACUUUUCGAGGAGACAGAUUGUGGCGAAAAAAUCGUAGCAGCCCCGAAAAAGGUGGUGUGUGUAUCGGCGUGGACUUAAACAGAAAUUUCGGGUAUCGAUGGGGAGGCCUUGGUACAAGUAAGCAGCCUUGCAGAGAAAUUUUUGCAGGCACUGGGCCGUUUUCAGAGCCUGAAACAGCGGCAAUGAAAAAUUUCUUUGAAGCAAGCGCUGCUAAUUUCAAGGCUUAUUUGUCAUUCCAUAGUUAUGGUCAAUAUAUUUUGUAUCCGUGGGGCUAUGACAGAAGAGUACCACCAGAUUACGCAGAUUUAGAACGUGUAGGGCAAAAAUCGGCAUCAGCGAUGAAAGCUGCGGGCGGUUCUGGUAGUAUUUACACAGUAGGUAAUAGUGCAACGACACUUUAUGCGGCUGCUGGUGGUUCUGAUGACUGGGCCAAGGCGAUUCUCAAGAUCAAGUAUGCUUAUACAAUCGAAUUGAGAGACAAGGGUAAAAGUGGCUUCAUUCUACCGGCUCGUUAUAUAAUUCCUACGGCUAAAGAAGCACUUGCUGCUGUCUUAACAAUUACUGAAGCUAGUAAAUCUGUAUAAAUAAGUAAAUAUUUAGUUUAAUAUUUAUUUUUCAACGGUUGAGGAGUUUGUGAUAAUUUAUUAUAUUUUUAUAUAUUUCUUAACCAUUAUUUAUGUUA